AAGCCUCAAACACACGCACAGACACACACACACUCCCACGCACGGACUGAACCACCGCAAACUGUUCCAGCCCCCCUCCUCCCCCCACCCUGUGACAUCAUGGCCUUCUUUAGAAGUGGAUUCAGUCUGGAGGAGGAGACGAGCGCGCGAGGAGACAGGAAGACCCGUAAACCACUGGUGGAGAAGAAGAGAAGGGCAAGGAUUAAUGAAAGCCUUCAGGAGCUCCGCAACCUCAUCACUGACACAGAGUUGCAGGCAAAAAUGGAGAAUGCAGAAGUGCUUGAGCUGACAGUGAAGAGAGUGGAGAACAUCCUGCAGCAGCAAACUAAUGAGGAGGACACCAUGAAUCACGAGGCCAGUGAGCGAUUCGCUGCUGGCUACAUCCAGUGCAUGCAUGAAGUUCACACCUUUGUGUCCACUUGUCCCGGGAUCGACGCCGCAGUCGCCGCAGAGUUACUAAACCACCUGCUGGAGUGCAUGCCCUUACAUGACGAGAGCCUGCCAGAGGCCCUGCUGGACCUGAUGGCUGACCAGUCGAUGACCUCCGCCUUGCUGAGCCCAACCAGAGCAGGGAGUGAGGCGCCUGCAGCACUGUCCCCAACAUCAUCCUCGUCCUCCUCCGGCGAGGACCUGUGCUCAGACCUGGAGGAGACGGACGGAGAGUCCAGUCCGGCUCCAGCUGAGGAGGGCCGGCCUACUAUUACCUACAACGCUUCCAUGUGGAGACCCUGGUAGGACUCCAAAGACUCGGAAAGAACAAGGACUUUCUCUGCUACACCCAGCUCUUUAUUCACUGGAUCUAUUCAGACAAUGCCUUAAUAUGAAUUCUUUAAUAGCAAGUUAGAUCUACUGUAACUGUAAUACAUUGUAGUUUUUUAAAAUGAUUUAAGGUAUGAACAUUUCUUCUCUCUUCUAUAAAGUUACCAAGUCUGUCUUCACAACAUCCACUGCUUUAUGAAACCAGAUAUAACAUAUGGACAAAAGUACUCGAACACCUGUUUCUUUCCCAAAAUCAACAGUAUUUAAAGUUCCUCAGUUGCUUGGAGCAGUACUGGGAUAAUUUGAGUGCAUUCAGCAUUCCAAAAUUAUUAUUUUUUGGACUAAGAAGAAUCCUUUAUUUCAAAAACAUAAAGUUUCUAGGCUCCACUACUCAAUGCUGGAGUAGCCCUAGCAUAUAUUUAAAUCUACUGGCAGUACUUCUCUACAUUGACUAGACCACAUUUUUACAUAUGGUGUAAAACAUCAGGUGAUAUAGAUUUAAUAUAGAUAAUAUUAAUAAUAUUAAUAAUACUAAUUAGAUUUGAUGAUAGAAAGACCAGAUUUAUCUUUAGAAGAACCACAUUUAACAUAAAGAGAACAUAUUUUUUAACAUUAGGAGAAUUAGAUUUACAUUUAUGAGAAUCCUAUUUAUUUUUAGUGGGACUAGAAGUAACAUCUGAGGACCAGACAAGCAUUAGGAGAACUAGAUGCAUUAACAGGAGAACACAAUUUAACAUUAGGACAAAUAGAUAAGACAGCAGAAGAUGGAUUAAAUGAAUUUAAUGCUAGCAGGUUCAGAUUUAUAAUCAGGAGAUUUAUUACCACAAAAACAAGAUUUAUCACCAUAAUAACCAGAUUGAUCACCAUGAUAACCAGUUUUAUCACCACAAUUUUUUCAUUAUCACACUUAACAGAUUUAUCAACACGAUAACCAGAUUGAUCACCAAGAUCACCAAGAAGUCAGAUUCAUCACCCCAAUAACCGGUUUUAUUACCACGAUAACUAGAUUUAUCAUCACAAUAACCAGAUUUAUCACCACGAUAACAAGUUUUAUUACCACAAUAACUAGAUUUAUCACCAUGAUAACCAGAUUUAUCACCACUAUAACCAGAUUUAUCACCACAAUAAUCAGAUUUAUAACCACUAUAACCAGAUUAAUCACCAGAAUAACUAGAUUUAACAUCAGGAGAAUCAUUGAGAGAAAAGGAACCAGAUUUAUCAUCAGGGAAACCAGCAAUAUCAUGACAAUAUCCCAAGCUAACAGCAGGAGAAUCAUUUACAUUGGAAGAAUCAGAUAUAACAUUAGGAUUAUCCGCUAAACAGCAUGUGUCACCUGGAGAACUUUUAUUAAUGCAUUAAUUUAUUAGUUUAAUACCAGAAGAACCACGUUUAACAUAAUGACAGCAACAUUUGUUUUAUUUAGUAAAAAAAAAUUAUCUGGACCCACUUCUAAUUGAUAAAUUAGCCAUUAGGUGUAAAAAGCCCCCCACCUUUGGGCUGUGUUCUUCUCUGGUAGAGCUCUAUUCACUCAAAACUCACACAAAAAAACUUUUUUUUUAUUAUUUCAAUCUGUUUGGAGUGUCUGAAACUAAUCAUCCAACAUCAGAAUCUGACCACCGUCAUGUUCACAGGAGGCUGAAUGCAAUCAAAUCCUCAUCACAGCAGUGCUUCAAGAUUUAGUAUCAUAAUGUUUUUGCAACAAAGGGGAAAACUCCUGGCAAAAACCCUUCAUUUCAGACUAAAUGACAGAGGAGCAGGUGUUCUAAAGUGUUGAGAAAUUCAGCUAUAAUCAGCUUUUUCUUCACGUCAGAUCCUCCAGUAUUUGCCUUAAAGAGCUUGUCAGGUUGUAAGUUAGGUAAACAGAAAGUGUAUUACAUUAGCUAUAUUAGUUUGUAUGAUCAUGUUUUGGGUCAUUAAGUCCUCAUGUUGGAUUUUCGUGUCACUGUUGUUAAAAUUAUUGAAAAAAGUAGCAUAGGAUAUUUUUAUUCCCCAACUUGAGGCAAUUAUCGUUUAUUAGUGAAGGGAAGAUUUGAUACUGUAUACUGUUGCUUUUUGCUGUGUUUUAUAGAUAAUAAUUAUUAAUGAUAAUAGAUGAUCAUAAUUUAAUGAGCUAUUAUUAGACUAUGUGCUGUUAUUUAAGGUGUUAAAUUAAAUAUUUUAACACAGUUCAGUGUUCCUUGCCUGAGUCCAGAUUACUACAGUAUAAGAGCUAGACACAUAAACACAGAGACAACCUGCACUGAUACAUAUAGUUAUACUAUAUUUCAUCGAUAUUUUAUCAAUGAAGUAUUACAUUCUGUUAUUUUGCCACAAAUAUAUUGAACACAAAUUGUACACAUUUGCUUUGGGACUACUUUUUGUCCCGCAACAGCUUGCAUGUGUUUAUCCAUCACUUAUAUGGAUUAUAAUGCUGUACUUCAGCAGAGAGGUUAUACUGCUCCUUUAAUAUCUGACUGAUAAAAUUCAUACGUAAGUCAUGCCUGAUUAUAAGGUGCACUGUCAAUUUUGGGAGAACUAAAGUGUUUUAAGUGCGCCUUAUAGUGCAAAUAAUAUGGCAAUAACUGCCUGCGAGCUUCAGAAAAUUUGAUAAUGCUAAAAUAAAGGAUGCUAAAGUGAUGCACUUAAAAAAAAGUCUUAAAAAGCUUGUAUUACUGGGUUAAAAUACUAAGAAAAAUAAGAAUAAAUCAUAUAAAAUAUAUAUAAAAAUACACAAUGAAAACAAAUACAUAACGAAUAUACAUAUUCAAUAAAUUCAUUUAAGCUAAUAAUACAUUAAGGGUGACCCUAAUUUGCUGUACAGUGUAGAUGAGCAUUAUACAGAAAGCGGCUGAAAAUAGUAUGUAUACAUUACUGAUUCUGAUUUCUGUACGACACUAUGACCACUAAUUUAUUCCUAAAAAUAAUGCGUAAAAAUAAAACUAGGAAACAGUAAAAAAAAAAUCUAAAGGAUUUCUAAGUAAAAUUUUCAUCAGAGAAAAAUCAUAAUAAUUAAAUAUUAGGAAUAAAUAAACAAAAAAAAAAUGUAAAGCUAAAAUACCAGUAAUAAAACUUAAAAGAACAAAAUAAAAAUAAGUAAAUGACAACAAAACAAGUGAUUCAUCAGAAUAAAAAAAUAAUUUGUUGUUAUAAUAUAAUUAUAAUUAUAAUAUACAGAAUAUUAUAAUAUACAAUUCUAAUAAGUGGAGUGGGGUUGGUUAGAUGUUAAAAAUGCUUAUUUUUAAAAAUAAAUUCCAGUUCAGUGGUGGACUUGUGGUGAAGCUAGAAUCUUCAAAACUGGUUUUAAGGGGAAUAAGACAAUAUAAGUUAGUAGUACUAGUAACAUAGUUACAAGGUAUUUACAUAGAUAGUUUUAUAAUGAAUUGUAUUCACAUGUAACAUAUUUUCCAUUCUGUAUCGAGUUUUUGCCAACAAUGUUGUAAAGAAUAAAAUCUUUUAUACACAGUAA
Molecule: messenger RNA, 4204 nt
Organism: Astyanax mexicanus (Mexican tetra)
Lineage: Eukaryota; Metazoa; Chordata; Actinopteri; Characiformes; Acestrorhamphidae
Product: transcription cofactor HES-6
Exons: 4
Coding region: 100-735 (211 amino acids)
Biological process (GO): anterior/posterior pattern specification; regulation of transcription by RNA polymerase II; regulation of neurogenesis
Cellular component (GO): nucleus
Molecular function (GO): protein dimerization activity; DNA-binding transcription factor activity, RNA polymerase II-specific; RNA polymerase II cis-regulatory region sequence-specific DNA binding
Source: RefSeq, a predicted model, not a curated record